Molecule: messenger RNA, 1473 nt
Organism: Drosophila hydei
Lineage: Eukaryota; Metazoa; Arthropoda; Insecta; Diptera; Drosophilidae
Gene: CstF64
Product: cleavage stimulation factor subunit 2 tau variant
Exons: 2
Coding region: 113-1399 (428 amino acids)
Biological process (GO): mRNA 3'-end processing
Cellular component (GO): mRNA cleavage and polyadenylation specificity factor complex
Molecular function (GO): mRNA binding
Source: RefSeq, a predicted model, not a curated record
UGUGUGGCUGCAUCAUUGGGAAUUUUUUAGCCGACUGUGGAACUCGCAUUCAGAAUAAUUUAUAAGAAUUUAUUGUUUUAUUAAUAGUGAACUUCAAUUCAAUACUAUCAAAAUGGCAGACAAAGCACAAGAACAGAGUAUUAUGGAUAAAUCCAUGAGAUCUGUCUUUGUUGGCAACAUACCAUACGAAGCCACUGAGGAGAAGCUUAAGGAAAUUUUCAGUGAAGUCGGCCCGGUACUUUCUCUUAAACUUGUAUUUGAUCGCGAGAGCGGCAAGCCCAAAGGGUUUGGCUUCUGCGAGUACAAGGAUCAGGAAACUGCAUUAAGUGCCAUGCGCAAUCUCAAUGGCUACGAAAUUGGUGGGCGCACUUUGCGUGUGGACAAUGCUUGUACAGAGAAGUCACGUAUGGAGAUGCAACAGCUACUGCAAGGACCACAAGUGGAGAAUCCGUAUGGUGAACCCUGUGACCCAGACGAUGCACCUGAGCUAAUUACCAAAACAGUUGCAUCCCUACCGCCAGAACAGAUGUACGAGCUGAUGAAGCAAAUGAAACUGUGUAUUGUGAGCAAUCCAUCGGAGGCACGUCAAAUGCUUAUGCUAAAUCCGCAGUUGGCCUAUGCUUUGCUCCAGGCCAUGGUGGUGAUGCGCAUUGUUGAUCCACAACAGGCAUUGGGUAUGCUCUUUAAAGCUAACCAAAUGCCCCCCGUUCUGGGUGGCAAUCCUCACUCCAAUCCGAGUGCUAUGCCCAUGGGCUCAGCUCCGCAGCAGCAGCCACCGCCGCAACAGCAGCCACCUGCACAGUCGGGUGGUGUUGGAGGCCCUGGACCAAUGCAGCCCAUGCCUGUACCCGGGCCGAACUUCAAUAAUAUGCAUUCGAAUGACAUCGACUUACGUAUGGGGCCCGGUGGGCCGGUUAAUAUGGAUCCGCGCAUGAUGGGGCGCAAUCUGGACCAGGACAUGCGCCAGGUUCCUGGCCCAAUGCCCAAUCCUGUGCCGCCACCACUUAUGGAUCCACGUACUCGCGCCCAAAUGCAGCCGCAGCAACAGCAAGGACCGCCAGCCGCGCCCAUUCCAUACCCAAGCGAUCCACGUCAACGCCCAAUGGAUCCCCGUCUACGUGGUGCCAUGCCACCAGGUCCAGUUCAGCAGCAGGUACAGCCGCCUCCACAGGUGCAACAAACAGUGACGCAGCAGCAACAAUCGGCAGCAUUGCAGCUGCAAAGCCGAUUAGGAGCACAUGGCGUAUUACCAUCCGAUGCUUCAGACCAGGAGAAGGCGGCACUCAUUAUGCAGGUGUUACAAUUAUCUGACGAUCAGAUUGCACAGCUACCACCUGAGCAACGCGCCAGCAUUCUGGUGCUUAAGGAGCAGAUAGCUAAAACCAGAACCGCUCGCUAAAUAACUAAAUUCCGAGUUUUAUUGUACAACAUUUGAAUGGAAAACUUAUAAUAAUGAUUAAUAAAGAGGAUUCA